This is a messenger RNA of Coffea eugenioides, 1275 nucleotides long. RefSeq names its product salicylate carboxymethyltransferase-like. The coding region runs from base 93 to 1187 and encodes 364 amino acids. Gene Ontology annotation, biological process: methylation. NCBI's taxonomy places the organism in Eukaryota, Viridiplantae, Streptophyta, Magnoliopsida, Gentianales, Rubiaceae. The record is from RefSeq and is a predicted model, not a curated record. The transcript has 4 exons. Gene Ontology annotation, molecular function: S-adenosylmethionine-dependent methyltransferase activity.
AACCCACAGAUCGAAGCAAAUCAAAGCAAGGAAAAUCAGCUUAAUUAGCUUUGUUUCAUCAAAAGAAAGUCGGUCACGAAAGCGAAAGGGCGAUGGAAGUAAUUGAAGUUCUUCACAUGAAUGGAGGGAAUGGAGAUGAAAGUUAUGCAAACAACUCAUUGGUUCCGCAAAAGGUGAUACUGAUGACCAGGCCAAUAACAGAAGCGGCCAUAAGUGAUCUCUACUGCAGCCUCAUCCCCAAAAGCAUAUGCAUUGCGGACUUGGGAUGUUCAUCUGGACCUAACACUUUUCUGGCUGUUUCUGGGCUCCUCAAAACUGUCGACAAGAAACGCAAAAUUUUAGGCCAUAAAUCUCCAGAAUAUCAGAUAUAUUUGAAUGAUCUUCCUAGCAAUGAUUUCAACACCAUUUUCAAGUCUGUGCCACGGUUUCAAGAAAAACUGAAGAUGCAGAUGGAAUCAGGGUUUGGACCAUGUUUGUUCGCUGGAGUUCCUGGUUCAUUCUACCAAAGGCUUUUCCCCACCAAAACUGUUCAUUUUGUUCACUCAUCUUAUAGUCUUCAAUGGCUGUCCCAAGUCCCUGAAUUGAAAGAGAUUAAUAAAGGAAACAUUUACAUGGCAAGUUCAAGCCCUUCAAGCGUGAUAAGGGCAUAUGUCAAGCAAUUUGAGAAGGAUUUCUCGACAUUUCUGAGCUGCCGAGCAGAGGAAUUGGUAACUGGUGGCCGCAUGGUUUUGACGAUUUUGGGGAGAAAAAGUGAAGAUCCUUGUAGCAAAGAUGGCUGCUACAUUUGGGAGCUUUUAGCUUUGGCCCUUAAUGGUCUGGUUUCUGAGGGUCUAAUUGAAGAAGAGAAACUAGAUUCAUUCAACAUCCCACAUUACAAUCCAUCACCUGCAGAAGUAAGAAAUCUAGUUGAGAUGGAAGGAUCUUUUAUGGUUGAUCAUCUUGAGGCUACUGAGAUCCAUUGGAAUGCAUAUGACAGUGACUCUCUUGAGUUUGAUAAAUUCAAAGAUGGUGGAUAUUAUGUCGCGAAAUGCAUGAGAGCUGUCGCUGAACCCUUGCUUGUUAGUCACUUUGGUGAAGGAAUAAUAGAAGAAGUGUUCCCCAGGUACAGGAAAAUACUUUCUGAUCGCAUGUCCAAAGAGAAGACUCAGUUCAUCAGUGUGAUUGUCUCCUUGGCUAAAAGGGCAUGAUAAUCUGCGAUGUAAUCCCUCAAGAAGUGAAUAUCUACAACUGUGUUGUACUUUAGCCGUUUACUUUUCAUGCAAUUUUUAUGGAAUU